UUUUCGAACAUAUAUAGCGCCGACCAGAGCAAGAGCCUGCCUAUGCGAUUCACAGAGAUACAAUAGUACGAGAGGCCUGAAAAUGGAUCACGACAAAUACCAGCAACACGACGUCGAGAAGGCGGUGCACUCGGUGCCUUCGACCGACGACGGCGCAGUACCUGGCCAGACAUUCGAAUACGGCAAUAGCUUGUAUGCCAAAUUGCAAAGGCUGGCGGGCAAAUUCCACGUCGAGCAGCGAGGGAUCGAAAGAGUACCAGAAGAUGAGCGAGAUGAUAAUUCUUUGCUCAAUGUGGGGACUAUGUGGCUCUCAGCCAACAUGGUCAUCUCCUCCUUCGCCAUCGGCCUCCUCGCCCAAAAGCUCUUCUUCCUCGGCUUCACAGACGCAAUACUGACCUGUCUCUUCUUCAACCUCAUCGGCAUCCUCCCCGUCUGCUUCUUCUCCACUUUCGGCCCGCGCUUCGGCCUCCGCCAAAUGGUCCUUUCGCGCUUCUGGUUCGGCUGGCACGGCGUCAAGCUCAUCGCCGUCUUCAACGGCCUCGCUUGUCUGGGCUGGAGCUCCGUAAACUGCAUCGUCGGCGCGCAACUCAUCCACGCCGUCAACAACGACGUGCCCGGCUACGCAGGAAUCCUCAUCAUUGCCUUCUGCACGCUGGGUGUGUGCUUCUUCGGGUACAAGAUUGUGCACGCGUACGAGUUCUGGAGUUGGAUCCCUACGUUUAUCGUGUUCUUGGUCAUCUUGGGCACGUUCGCGAAGAGCGGCGCGUGGGUCGAUAUCCCAAUGGGCCACGGAACCUCGGAACUUGGAUCCGUACUCAGCUUCGGCAGCGUGGUAUACGGCUUCGCGACAGGAUGGACCAGCUACGCGGCAGACUACACCGUCUACCAGCCGCACAACCAGUCUCGAUGGAAAGUCUUCCUAGCAGUCUGGCUCGGCCUCAUCAUUCCGCUCCUCUUCACCGAAUUCCUGGGCAUCGCGGUCAUGACGGCGACGACGAUCAACGGCGGGGAUAACCGGUACAUGGACGGCUACAAAGCGUCAGGGACUGGAGGACUCCUUGCAGCCGUGCUCUUCCCUCCCCUCGGCGGUUUCGGGAAAUUCUGCCUCGUGGUCCUCGCCCUCAGCAUCAUCGCGAAUAACUGCCCAAACAUCUACUCUGUCGCGCUCACCAUGCAAGUGCUCGGCCACUGGACUCAGCGCGUGCCGCGCUUCAUUUGGACCGCUUUGGGGACUUGCGUGUAUAUCGCUAUCGCUAUACCGGGGUACUCGCAUUUCGAAGCCGUGUUGGAGAAUUUUAUGAAUUUCAUCGGCUACUGGCUCGCCAUCUACGAAGGCAUAGCGUUCUCCGACCACUUCUUCUACAAGCGCAGCAUGGACGCCUACAACAUCGCUCACUACGACCAACCCUCUAAACUCCCACCCAGCAUCGCCGCCAUCUUCGCCUUUUGCUGCGGCAUCGCUGGCAUGAUCACGGGUAUGAGCCAGGUCUGGUAUGUCGGGCCUAUUGCGCUGCACGCCGGCGAGGCGCCUUUCGGCGGCGAUGUAGGGUUCGAGCUAGGAUUCGCCUUUGCGUUUACAAGUUAUAGUGUUGCGAGGUAUUUUGAAUUGAGACAUUUUGGGCGGUAA
Molecule: messenger RNA, 1627 nt
Organism: Periconia digitata
Lineage: Eukaryota; Fungi; Ascomycota; Dothideomycetes; Pleosporales; Periconiaceae
Source: the annotation of a GenBank genome assembly